This is a messenger RNA of Myxocyprinus asiaticus (Chinese sucker), 3993 nucleotides long. Its product is annotated as glycerol-3-phosphate acyltransferase 1, mitochondrial-like. The coding region runs from base 166 to 2652 and encodes 828 amino acids. Gene Ontology annotation, molecular function: glycerol-3-phosphate O-acyltransferase activity. NCBI's taxonomy places the organism in Eukaryota, Metazoa, Chordata, Actinopteri, Cypriniformes, Catostomidae. The record is from RefSeq and is a predicted model, not a curated record. Gene Ontology annotation, biological process: phospholipid biosynthetic process. Gene Ontology annotation, cellular component: mitochondrial membrane; plasma membrane. The transcript has 21 exons.
AGUCAGUGGCUGGGCAAGUGCAGUGCAGCCUGUAGGUUGUGUAGUUGGCUGUCUCAAGGACAAGAGAAGGGUUACAGUACACAAAAGAGGGCUAUUUCAACACUGAUGGCGCAUCAAAGGCAUUUUCUCCAGUUUGGUUGUUUAUGUUUGGUUUGACGAGAGGAGAUGGAUGUCCAAAUGGUGCUGGGGGGGCCGGAUACUGUUCUUCUGGCCAAUAAUCCUGACGCAGGAAGUGGCUGUCUGAAGCAUCCCUGUGAGGAGCAGGAAAGAAGCUCCAGCCCAUCUGUCUUUCGUUCUGUGACCACCACAUGGAAGGAGGGUCUAUUAAAUCGAAAGAGACCAUUUGUUGGAAGGUGCUGUCACUCUUGCACACCCCAGAGUCAGGAAAGGCUCUUCAAUACCAGCAUCCCCUCACUAGGGCUCCGUAAUGUGAUUUACAUCAAUGAAACGCACACAAGACACAGAGGUUGGCUAGCACGGAGACUGAGUUAUGUUCUUUUUGUCUUGGAGAGAGAUGUCCAGAAGGACAUGUUUGCUCGAAACGUGGUGGAGAACGUGCUCAACAACAGCAGGGUGGAAAGCGCUAUUGUGGACGUAGCAGCGGAGGGUGGUAAUGUAGAUGCAGAGUCUGAAGUUGAUCCCAAAGCUGCCAGUAAAGUAAGACGGAAGGCCAGAGGAUUCCUACAAGAAAUGGUGGCCAAUAUCUCACCUGCCUUUAUCAGAUUAACAGGAUGGGUGUUGUUGAAACUAUUUAAUGGCUUCUUCUGGAGCAUUCAGAUUCAUAAAGGUCAGCUGGAGAUGGUGAAAAAAGCAGCAUCUGAGUACAAUGCUCCUCUGGUCUUCCUUCCUGUUCACAAGUCCCACAUAGACUACCUGCUCAUCACUUUCAUCCUCUUCUGUCACAACAUCAAAGCACCUCAUAUCGCCGCCGGCAACAACCUCAACAUCCCCAUCUUAAGCACACUGAUUUGCAAACUGGGGGGAUUCUUCAUUCGGCGUAAACUGGAUGAGACCUCGGACGGAAAAAAGGAUUUGUUAUACAGAUCGCUGUUACAUGCAUACACGGAAGAAUUGUUGCGGCAGCAGCAGUUUCUGGAGGUGUAUUUAGAGGGCACGCGCUCUCGCAGUGGAAAGCCAUCUCCAGCACGUGCGGGCAUGCUCUCCAUUGUGGUUGAAACACUCUAUAUCAGCAGCAUCCCAGAUGUUCUCAUCGUGCCUGUUGGCAUCUCAUAUGAUCGCAUUAUUGAGGGAAACUACAACAGCGAGCAGCUGGGAAAACCUAAGAAGAAUGAGAGUUUGUGGGGUGUGGCCUGCGGUGUGUUCAGAAUGCUCAGGAAGAACUACGGCUGUGUUCGUGUGGAUUUCACUCAGCCCUUCUCUCUUAAGGAGUACCUGGACACACAACACUGUCGGCAUCUCCAAGCCCCUCUCACACUAGAGCAGAUCUUACUCCCUACCAUCAUUGCUGCACAGCCUGAUCAGGCUGUGUUUAAUAGAGAAGAGGAAGAUCGUCUCAAUUCUAGAGACCUUUCAGAUGAGCCCUGGAGGAGGCAGGUCAUCUCUAACUUGGCCAAGCACAUACUCUUCACUGCCAAUAAGUCAUCAGCAAUCAUGUCCACUCAUAUCGUGGCCUGUCUCCUCCUGUACCGACACAGAAAGGGUGUGCUGCUGUCUAAAUUGGUGGAGAAUUUCUUCAAUAUGAAGGAAGAGAUCUUAUCACGGGACUUCGACCUGGGCUUCUCUGGGAACUCGGAGGAUGUGGUCAUGCAUGCACUCAGCCUUCUGGGAAACUGUGUGAAUGUCACCAGCACCAACAGAAACACAGAGUUCAUCAUUGCCCCCAGCAACACUGUGCCCGCACUCUUUGAGCUCAAUUUCUACAGCAAUGGCCUUUUCCACGUUUUCAUUGCCGAUUCCAUUAUAGCUUGCAGCACACUGGCCCUGCUGAGAGAGCAAGCUGCAGUAACUUCAGAGAAUGAGCAGAAUUCUUUCUCUACCAUGCUCAGUCAAGAGAGACUGAUCCGAAGAGCUGCAGGCCUCUCCCACUUCCUGUCCAAUGAGGUGGCAGUGGCACUGCCGUGUCAGACUUUAUAUCAGGUCUUCCAUGAUGCUAUCAGCAGGUUAAUCGAGUAUGGCAUCCUGAUUGUGGCUGAGGAGGACCAGGAGGAGUUAAGCCCAUCUGAGGAGCCUUGGCCCAAGAAGUUUCCAGAGGCUCUUUCCUGGCGAAGCGAUGAGGAGGAUGAAGACAGUGAUUUUGGAGAUGAACAGAGAGACCGUUACCUAAAGGUGAGCCUAUCUGCUGAGCACCAGGAAUUUUUCACUUUCCUGCAGAAGAUUGUUACCCCUGUGCUGGAGGCCUAUAGUGGUGCAGCUAUCUUUAUUCACAGCCUGAGUUCACCCAUGUCAGAAAGAGAGUACACCCAGCAGCUUUUCAGAUAUCUGCUAACGAGAACAGAGAGAGGAGUGGCUGCAUAUGGAGAGAGUGCCACACACUACCUCGUAAAGAAUACGGUGAAAACAUUCAAAGAGCUUGGGGUGCUUAAAGAAAGACGAGAGGGUGCUGUGUGUCGUCUAGAGCUGAGCAGUGCUUUCUUACCUCAGGCCAACAGGAACAAACUCCUGCAGUACAUUCUGGGUUUCAGCCUGCUGUGAGCAACAUGCUAGGACCAUCAACACAGCUGCCCAGAUCAUUUCCCCUUUGCCAUCCCACUCAAGGGCUUUUUACUGGCUAGCCAUGACUGUCAAAGGUGCUACUCUAAGGAAAGCUUUACCUGGAAGUGCCUUCACUGAACGCCUCAUUAGACUUGAUUUAGUCUUCCUUUCACUGAAAAACCUGCCACUUAUGCACCACUGAAAACGCAACUAAUUCAGUAGUUAGUUCAUUCUACAGGAAGCUUCCACUCACACAGUGAUUGUGGAUUACAAAACUACUUUUGCUGGUGAAAGCCCUUGGUUUUAAGCUAAAAAAAAAUUAUUUUUUUUCUUGCUCUGGGCAUUUAUAUGGUGUCAGUCUGUCUGGUUUUAGUUUUAACUCGGAUCAGAACAUGAAUGUCACUCUUUAUGAGAACAGGUUGCCUUCAGUUUUAACAAACAUAAUUCACCAAGGUAAUAGCGAGUGUACAGAAAUCUUUAAAAAGGGCAUUUAUGGUAAUUUUUCUAAAAUAAAAUAACUAGUGCUGUUAGAUAAUUUAAAGACAUUCUAGCAUUCACUAUAAAUAAACUUGUCGCAGAGAUUUGGAAUAAAGAGUUGACUAUGCAGACAAUUGAGUGUCAACUGUUGAUAAUGGCUGGGUGGAAAUAGUGACUCGUACUGAAAAUUGCACAGUCACAUGAAGACUUUGAAAGGGACAACAUAGUUACUGAGACAUUUGCUCCGUUAAUGGGUCGUUGAAGGUCAGUUCUUUUUUUAUCCGCAUAGUCACUUCCCAUGGGUGCGAUUGGAUUUUCAUGAAGGAUAGUUACAGUUAAUGUCUAUUGUGUAAUAUGCAAACAGUAGAUACAUGCAAUGGUCUUAGCAGGCCAUGAGUAUUGUGUGCAUCAACAGGGGAAACAUUACUGGAAAUUGAGCUUGAAACUUGGCUGACCAUUGCAGGAUUGUUCACAGAUCUUAUCUGUAAUAUUUUAAGAAGAGGUCCCCUUGCAGCCAAGCCCUUUUAUUCCAGCCUCAGUUACUGUUAGUUAUAUUUUAUAUAAGUGUUAAGAUGCUCUGCAAUGAAUUUUCUGUACAUCAGUGAGUGUGUGCAUGUGUGCAAUAUGUCUGUAGUAUGUAUAUUAGACUAUUAAUGUCACAAGCCUGUCUCAAAGCACAAAGAACAAGAAUGCUGAAAAGUCAUUGUUGCCUUGAUAACCACAUACUCAAAAGUGCAAUAUUGUGUUUGUUAGAAAAUGGAUUUAGAGGUUAUAGAAAGUCAAGAGAACCCUGUAAUUGUACAGUGACAUUUUAAUUGUUAUCAGGUGUGACAAAAGACUUGACCACUUAAGGUCCCAACAGUU